AUGGGUUCAACCGAUUACAAGUUUGAGGGCUGGAUGGGCCUGGACAAGGAGUCUGCCAAGGGCAAGAUGGUCUGGCAGCAGUUUGAGCCCAAGCCGUGGGAGGAGACGGAUAUCGAUAUGCGUGUUACCCACUGCGGUAUCUGUGGAUCGGACAUGCACACUCUGCGUAGCGGAUGGGGACCUACCCAAUACCCCUGCUGCGUCGGACACGAAAUUGUCGGUGUCGCCGUUCGCGUCGGCUCCAAGGCCGAGGGCAACAUCAAGGUCGGUGACCGCAUCGGCGUGGGUGCUCAGAGCGCUUCCUGCCUGAACAAGGAUGGUGACUGUGAGGCCUGUGCCUCCGGCCUGGAGCAGCACUGCAACCGCAUGGUGGGCACAUACAACGGUACCUUCGCCAACGGCGGCAAGUCCUUCGGUGGAUACUCGCUAUACAACCGAAGCCCUUCCCACUUUGUCGUUAAGAUCCCCGACGCCAUUUCCUCGGCCGAUGCUGCCCCCAUGCUCUGCGGAGGUAUCACCACAUACUCCCCCCUGCGACAGAACGGCUGUGGACCCGGCAAGAAGGUUGGAAUUAUUGGUGUGGGUGGUCUGGGCCACUUUGGCAUUCUGUUCGCCAAGGCUCUGGGAGCCGAUCGCGUAGUCGCCAUCUCUCGCAAGGGCAACAAGAAGGAUGAUGCGUUGAAGCUUGGUGCGGACGCUUAUAUCGCCACGGAUGAGGAUGAGGACUGGGUCAAGAACAAUGCCCAGUCCUUGGACCUUAUCAUCUCCACGGCAUCUUCCUCCAAGAUGCCCAUGCUGGGUUACAGCCAGCUGCUGCGGACUCGUGGAACAUUCAUCCAGCUCGGUGCCCCCGAGGAUGGAGGCCUUGAGAUUCCUGCUUUUGCUUUGAUUAUGAAGGGUAUGAAGCUCGGUGGUUCAAUGAUUGGUAGCCCCGAUGAAAUCCGGGAGAUGUUGGAGCUUGCUGCCGCUAAGAACAUUAAGCCUUGGGUCGAGGAGCGGCCGAUGAAGGACGCCAACAAGGCCAUUCAGGACAUGGAUGCUGGAAACGCCCGGUACCGCUAUGUUCUGGUGAAUGAGCAAUAG
Penicillium pulvis is the source of this 1083-nucleotide messenger RNA. RefSeq names its product NAD(P)-dependent alcohol dehydrogenase. The coding region runs from base 1 to 1083 and encodes 360 amino acids. Gene Ontology annotation, molecular function: zinc ion binding; alcohol dehydrogenase (NADP+) activity. Lineage: Eukaryota; Fungi; Ascomycota; Eurotiomycetes; Eurotiales; Aspergillaceae. The record is from RefSeq and is a predicted model, not a curated record. Gene Ontology annotation, biological process: alcohol metabolic process. The transcript has 2 exons.